Coccomyxa subellipsoidea C-169 is the source of this 738-nucleotide messenger RNA. Its product is annotated as DUF689-domain-containing protein. Gene Ontology annotation, molecular function: iron-sulfur cluster binding. The coding region runs from base 1 to 738 and encodes 245 amino acids. Gene Ontology annotation, cellular component: cytoplasm. NCBI's taxonomy places the organism in Eukaryota, Viridiplantae, Chlorophyta, Trebouxiophyceae, Coccomyxaceae. The transcript is spliced from 5 exons. The record is from RefSeq and is a predicted model, not a curated record. Gene Ontology annotation, biological process: iron-sulfur cluster assembly.
AUGAAGUCCAUCCCAGAGCGCGCUUUGGUCGUUACAGACAGACCCGUGUUCAAUGGCACUGAUGUGCAGCAGAUAUUGAUUUCCCUUGAUCUGUCGCUGGAUGCGGUGUCUGUGAUCACUGCCUCUGGCAGCCUCAGCAAGUCAGCCUUAGCACAGGGCGUCUUCAACACAGGUGCUGCUAGCCUGAACAAGAACCUCCUGCUGGCGGGAUUCACAGACAUAGCAGAUAGCGAAGCCACUCUGUCUGGCCAGGGAGAGCUCUGCGCGUGCACAGCGCGCAAGCCAGACUGGGAGACGGGCGCCAGCACAGCGCUGCCGCGCAGCAGCAAGCUCAGGGCCGCAGCAGCUCCUGCACCGGCGCCUGCAGCGCAGCAGCCGCCCAAGCGCGCAGUUUGGAGCCUGGCAGCCGAUGAGGAGGAAGAAGAGUUGCUAGACGAUGAUGAGCUGCUCACAGAAGAGGACCUGAAGAGGCCGGAGGUCCCUGCGGUGGGGGAUUGCGAGGCGGGCGCUAGUAAGAAGGCGUGCGCGGACUGCAGUUGCGGCCGCGCCGAGGCCGAGGCUGCCGGCAUCAAGGCCGAGCUCACAGCCGACAUGCUCAAGAACCCACAGUCGGCCUGCGGCAGCUGUGGCAUGGGAGACGCAUUCCGCUGCGCAAGCUGCCCCUACCGGGGCCUGCCCAAGUUUGAGAUGGGCCAGAAGAUUGAGCUGCCCUCGGACUUCCUCACAGCAGAUGCCUGA